AAAUAUAUUGAAGUGAUUUCAGUCCUAGGCUGAAUUCCUGGCAUUUCUGGGUGUUUGUUUAAGAAAGCAAAAAAUUGGGUAGCAGGCUGAUGUGAAAAACCCUUGUCCCAGACCCUGGAGAAUCACUUCCGGGCAGAGUAAACAACACCAGGCCAGAUCAUGGACAAAAAGUUUGAUAUGAUGAAAGGUAGUCUUGCAUAUUUUUGUGUAUUUUGACAGUGCAACCCUCUGACUCAGAUUUACUCCCAAGCUUAAGACUGUCACCUGAGUUCUCCCUGCUUUCAAGAAAGUUUGUGCUGUCAUAAUAAUAGUUGCUUCAGAGUAUGCAACUUCUCGAAAGAGUACUACCUUCUUAGACCCAUCUAUCUAAUUUCCCAGACUGCAUUUCACAUUUCCAAGACCAGAAAAUGUGUGCAAAUUGCCAUAACGAUUCACCAUUAAGCAUUUAGCCACACUUUUAUUACCACCAUUAUCAUAAUUUGUCAUCAGUCAGGAUAUGAACUACAACUCUCAAGAGGCUUGACUUUCAGAAGCACAUUUUCUUCCUGGGAUUCCUAGGCACUUACUAGUUCACAUUUCCUUAUUUGGUACAAAGCUGCAUGAGCAAGAUAAAUAUGGAAUUGAAGUUUAUAUGCCCCUGUACCCCAAAAUUAGCUUUGGAUUAUUGCAUAUCAUCACAGUCACCAGGAUAAAAUCCGAGUGCAGUUGCUACACCAAGGACAUUUUUUUCACCAUUUAAAACAACUGCACAUAAAAGAGGUUGUCUAAUCUAUCCAUUUAUAUGAUGGCCUUAACAACACUGUAGAACACGGAAAGAUAGAUUGCAAUGAAGAGCACACAGGCUACCUUCACCUGCUUCAAAGUUGCACUUGUUUCUUGCAUAGCAAAAGCUUUCCUCAUUCUGAUGUUGGUCUGGAAUCUCACAUGCAGAGGAAUAUUGGUGCCAUCUAAACCAUACUUGCCUGGCCCACUGGUUAUGUGUUCAGUGGCCACAACAAACUUUAGUGCAGCAAAAGUCUGUGGUAUGUCCUUUAAGAUGGAAAACGAAGGGCCCCCGAAACGGGAGCACAAAGACAUGCAGGGAUGUGGGAGUGUACUGGUGAUGUGGUCUAAGAUCUUCGCUUUGCAGGUUGAACUCAGUGUGGGCCUGACCAAGUUAAAAAGCAGGGUCAGUGCACAUUUUGUUACUUUUGCUGUCAGCUGUAAAGCUUCCUGAACUCCAUCAAGCAAUCCCAGGAAGAGCGAGAAAAUAAUUUGCUUCAUGACUGGUCGCAACACUGUCUGGUAGGUUUCAUAGUUUUCUUGGAGGAAGGGGCUUAUGGAGUGGUGCAGCCUUGUAGAUGAAAUAGCUGGUAGACUUCUUUGUUUCAGGAACCCUAGCAAUUCCAGAGCCCAUUUGGCAGCACACCAUUGCAAGACACCAGCCAAAUAAAAACACAAGUACCUUGCAGCUGCCCGAGAAUGCCAUAGGAUUUUAAGUGCUGGGACGAGCACUUCCUUCCAGAGCUUCCUGAUGAGAAUUAAAUGCAUGGCACGUAACAUCUUUAGGCUGCAGUGCCACAAGAUGAAGAUCCCAGUCACUUGCACAGUGACCCAACAGAAGACUAGCUUGACUAUGGUGGCCAAGGGGCGCAAUAGUGGCAUGUAGACUUUCACCAAUAGGUAAUGCAUAAAGAAGUAGAGUAGCUUGAGCUGGGUUUGGGGCAGCAGCCUCAAAGUCAGCUGCACCAUGUACAUCACAGUUUGUUUCCCAAUUGGGUGGUAAAUGGCAAGCCUCUUCUCACCUGCCAUUUUGUUAAUGUAGACCCCUUAGAAGCAAGGCCACGCUCAUCCCAGCACGAAUGUCUUGCCUUGCCUUGUGACUUGAGCCAUCUGUUUUUGGACUCCCCUUAUGUAACUGGGUGAUGAUGACACCACAGUAGAUUGCAUCAGAAAGAGGGCUAAGUGUGGUUAUGCUGGGGUGGGAUUGCUACCUUGAACUCCAGCCUUUCCAAACCAUGAGCUUUAAAAAAAAACCCUAAUGGGCAGGAUUCAGACUCCCCACUCCCAGACUACAAUCCCAUAGUGGGGGAAAGUUCACAGAUAAGAAGCUGGAGUGUGCUUGGGUGUUGGGUAUGCUGGAAAGAGAUGGGCCAUACUCAGUACGAUUUCUGUGGGUCAGUAAAAGAACAGAGCUGCCUGAGCAUCAGUGACAGCAGUGCAGGGAAGCAGAAGGGAUUUUCUGUAAGGAAUACUGUAAUUUUCUUCCUCAGUCUCCUCCUUCCUCUUUGUUAUACUUGAUAAAAUGUGUAUAUCACAUGACUGUAAACGAACAAACAAAACCACAAAGCGGUUCUGAGAAAAACCUCUUCUGACUUGGAAGAAAGGCUGCUGAAGAGAUCUAUGGAACCCAAAAGCUUGCAUAUUCAGCCAUUACCAAACUUUAACAGACGCCUCCAAACUAAUACCAUCUUCUCUGCUUUGUACACCCUACUGCUGUUGGGGGGGGGGCGGAAUAUAGGUUUAUGCUGGACUCCCGCGUCGUUGAUAAUCCUGUCCUUUCAUAGACAAAUUUAAGCCCCAAUUUCUCGGCCUCCAGUAUUAUGGCUAGAUAGAGAUACCCCUCCCCGAUCCCCCAUUGAAAGGAUGGAAUUUGCUUCCUCGUAAACAUGCACGAGUUUAAUGAGGGACCUCCCGAAAAACAGUCCUUCACGCGAAAUGGCAUCUUCGGAGGAAUGCAGAACCCUCCCGGUAUCCGUAGCCUUUACUUUUUUUAAAAAAAAAAGUUAUCGUUUCCUUCUGUCUCCUCGCGAUAUUUCGCAUAGAGGAUUACAGUGCACGUGGGACCGAUUUGGAAACGCAUGCGCAUGCGUAUCGGCUGGACGCGUCUGCGCACGCCUAGGAAGCGAAGGGAUAAAUAGCGCACGCGCGCCUUUCCACUUCCCUUCUACAUCGGCUCGGAGACAAAAUGGUAGGUGGUAGUUGAGCUUUGCGGGAAACAUGCAAUCCGCUGCCAUCGGGUCAGUGGUCGUUCCGGCCGCGCUCAAUCCCGGUCAAUCUCGCUUAAGGGUCUUUGUUGAAGGCACACCGAGAAUUAUUUGGGUGCUACAUAAGCCUCACUCCUUAACGGGGUCCUGGGCCUAUUCUCAUUACCGAUGACUGCUGAGUUGGCCUAACGUGAGGCUGCCUGCCGUCAUCUCUGAUCUCAUCUAAAGAAAGGGUGUCUUGAAAUUGCUGAAACUUGUUAUAGCUACUUAGGCAGCAAUUCCUUACUUAAGCGGAAGGCCCCAUUGGGACUUACUUCAGAGUAGGCGUGCAUAAGAUUCGUGUUGUUAUCCCGGAGUGCAUUGGUAGCAUCGCCCUUGCUAAAACGCCUUGAACGUAUUAAUUACAGAUAAUUUUGUAAGGUCAUUGCAUGUGGUUGACCAGAACAGCUCCACCAAGGAGCGUGGUCGGUCAUGGCUCUUAAUGCAGGAAUGGGAGGGCGUGUGGCUGUCCGGAUGUUGCUGACUCCAGCUGCUUCUAUCCCUGAUCUUUGGCUGGGGCUUCUUUUUAUAGUAUAGUCUUUGAUUUUAUUUGAGGGACAAGUCGUACUGUACUUAGUAAAUGCUUUAUCCUCUUGUCUUAAAAACAAAAAGCCUCCAUUACCUCAGGUUAUGGUUGAAGAGUUAACUAUAAAAGGGCCAUUCUGACUGUAUUUUUAUAAAAAUCUCUCAUAGGGUGGGUUGGUUAUUUAAUGCAACAUCGUGAGUCUUGUGUACCUGUGUUUGAGAUGUAGUAUUGCCAAACUUGCAAGGAAAAUAGGUUAGGCAUGUUGCUUGGCAUGCACUGCAUUACUGUACACAACAGAAGCACACUUUAGUGUUGCUCCCAAUGGAUUUAUUAUGGGCAAGGGAAGUUUCUCUCCCAGGGUGUUCAGAGCAUUUCCUUGCCUUCCUAAGAACCCUGAGGUUGUUGAGGACCUGCAAAGCUGUCUCCUACUAAGCAAAAUGUCUUUGCCUCCCUUCUAGUCCCACCGCAAGUUUUCAGCUCCCAGGCAUGGGUCUUUGGGCUUUCUGCCUCGCAAGCGUAGCCGUCGGCACAGAGGCAAGGUGAAGAGCUUUCCUAAAGAUGACCCCACCAAGCCCAUCCACCUCACUGCAUUUCUUGGAUACAAAGCUGGCAUGACCCACAUUGUCCGUGAAGUUGACAGACCUGGCUCCAGUACGUAUUUCUUCUCUUGGGAGGGAAGUUAAAUUGAUACAUGGCAUUGAUAUACUUUAGGACACUUCACAUAGUAGUUUUCAAUACUUCUACAAUGUGACAUUAUUAGCUUUGUUAUUUUAGAUGAAGGUGUGAGGCUAGCAGCUUGCCUGAGUUUACUUGCUUUAUAGCCAAGAUGGAGUAUGUAUGAGCCGGGACUUGCUGUUCUACACUACCAGUCCAUGUGCUCUAUCAUUCCUAGGGGGCAGAAGAAAGAAGUGUAUUGUUCUGAUCACCAGGGUUGUUUAUUUGUGUUUGAAAAGACCAGGCAUAAGAACUGUUGCUGCACCUAUUCCUCACCUUAUGCACUCCUUUAGCUUUUCAGGACAGCCCACAUGCCCCAUGUUAGGCUUUAACCUGACAACAGAAGGAUUAGGUUGCUUUUAGAUGGUGUUUUAAUUUCCCUCAUUUAUAGAAACUAUAGGUUCAUUACUAUCUUAGAGUUCAUUUGUUCUGUUAUCUGUUUCAUAGAGGUCAACAAGAAAGAAGUUGUUGAGGCAGUUACUGUGGUGGAAACCCCUCCCAUGGUUAUUGUGGGGAUUGUGGGCUACGUUGAAACUCCCCGUGGCCUUCGCACCUUCAAGACCAUCUUUGCCGAGCAUAUCAGCGAUGAGUGCAAGCGUCGGUUCUACAAGAACUGGUAAUUAUGGCUGAGAUUCUAAAGUUCCCUGAGUUAGGAAGAUGCAGGAAUAGUUAGCCCCAAAUAUAUUGCUCUCUUGUAGAACUAUGUAGAACUGAGUUGGCAGCAACUCAGUUUAUAUUGCACUAAGGGGGUACAGUUUUAUGAUAUCCUCUUGGGUAUGUGAACACUACAGAUGAUGAUUUCUCGACGGGCGGACAUUAAAAAAUCACCUUUGGUGCUUGUUGCUGAUUGUCGAGCACUGACUGUAGUUUGCUAUCUUAGGAGAGUGUAGUAUGACUUUUUCUGGUGGCAACAAAUUUCUAGUUUAACCUGGAUCUUGGAAAGGAUUUCUCCCCCUUAUAGUGUGGCACGUUCAUGUUAAUCACUCCGGUCAGGGUACUAUAACUGGUAACUUUCCUGAAUAUCUGAAUUUGAGGUAUGCAAAUGUAAAAGUUGCCCUUUAAAAUUUGUGGGUUGUUUGUUAGGAAGGUAACAGUGGCAUUAUGGUGUUAAAAGGCAAGAUUGGAAAGCUAUAAGUGAGUAAAGUGAAGUUAACCCUAUGAAGUAGAAAUGGAGCUUCUAAGGCAGAAUACAUUUUCUUAAUUACUGUUCUGUGCAGUGCAUAUUAAUGUUCUUUGUAUGAAAUUAUGGCAGCUCCGCUCAGCUCUGGCAGUCUUGCCCUUGCUUGAUGAGCUCCUGGCUCCGCUUGCUGGUGGAAAAGGCUCCUUAGAAGCCAGCAAUGAGCCAAAACUGAUUCCUAUGGCAGCUUCUUCCACUCAACCACCUCUCUGGGUGGGCUGAUGAAGGGCUCUGCCAAUCCCCAUCUCUGCUCUGCUCCUCCUUGAAGGCAUAAGUCCAAGAAGAAGGCCUUUACCAAGUACUGCAAGAAGUGGCAGGAUGAAGAAGGCAAGAAACAACUAGAGAAGGACUUCAGCAGCAUGAAGAAGUACUGCCAGGUUAUCAGGGUCAUAGCUCACACUCAGGUGAGCUCUUGCAUUGCCUAUUUCCUGAAGCACAUAUGAAUUCACAGAUAGUUUAGUGUCAAUGGCCAAAGAUCUGCUAAUAGCAGAUUCCACUGUUUGACUGGUUUGCCUUCUGUCUAUGCUCAUGUCCAUAAUUGCCAUUAUCAGCUGAAAGGGGAGACUGCACCUUUUUGUCAAGUUCAGUGUUUUAAUAUUUUUGCCGAAAUUUGUAUUACCAUUUUUUUAAACAGUUGGGUGGUAGUGCUUUUAAAGUCUUGUGAAGUAAAUGGCGCCUCGUUGCAUCUGGUAUUUGAUGUAAUAUUUACCUAGAAGCUAUUGUGCCAUGAUGCACUUACUAUCUUUCAACCCUUUGACUUAGCCCUUUUUAAAUACAGCUUUGUGGCUGUAAAAUUGGACAAUGCUUUAUAAGCCUUUCAGAAUCCUUUUAAUGGAGUAUUGAAAACCAGAAGGUGGCAAGUAGUGGAAGGAUACAUGAUUUUGUCAGUUCAGUCAAACCUUGCUGACCCAAAAUAUACAGUGGUGCCCCGCAAGACGAAUGCCUCGCAAGACGGAAAACUCGCUAGACGAAAGAGUUUUCCGUUUUGGAGGUGCUUCGCAAAACGAAUCUGCUAUGGGCUUGCUUCGCAAGACGAAAGUUCCUGCGUUUUUUUUCCCCUUUCCCCCCCUUUUUCUAAGCCGCUGAGCCGCUUAUCUGCUUAUCCGAUAAGCUGAUAAGCCGCUAAUAGCGCUAAUCCGUCAAUGGGCUUGCUUCGCAAGACGAAAAAACCGCUAGACGAAGAGACUCACAGAACGGAUUCUUUUCGUCUUGCGAGGCACCACUGUAGUUUAUUUCUUCAAGGGUUUUACAAUUUAGCUAUUUCACAGUAAUUUGUCUAAAGGCUCUUGUUUAACUUGUGAAGGGUCUUGAUUCUAAUACAUGCAAUGAGCUGUUGAUGAAUGCAUCAGAAAAUAAAUGUGGGGUCCUUUGAUAUAGCCUUUAAAAAUGCAUUGCAUUGUUUGGCUCAGAAGGCCCUCAAGGAGAAUGAUGGUAUUGGAUGAAAUUUAAGUCAUCAGUUAAUGUUGCAAACAUAAUUUUUUUGUAAAAGCAUUAAAUUACCAUUUGCUUUGGAUAGAUUGAGCUAGAAAUAAUAAUUGAUACUGAAAAAAUGCAAACAUGAUUAGGCAUUUUGCCACAACCAAUGCAUUAACUCUUUAUUUGGUAUCUCAGAUGCGAAUGCUUCCGCUUCGGCAAAAGAAGUCUCACUUGAUGGAAAUCCAGGUGAAUGGUGGCACUGUAGCUGAGAAGGUGGAUUGGGCUCGAGUGAAGCUGGAGCAGCAAGUGCCCGUGUCGACUGUCUUUGGCCAGGAUGAAAUGAUUGAUGUCAUUGGCGUCACAAAGGGCAAGGGGUACAAAGGUAAUUUAUUUUCCAGUCAACAAUAUGUCAGAGAUUAAACUACUAAGAGUGUCCUUAACAUCCUAUGUAGUUUAUUUGGCUUUGGCGUAAAGAGGGUUGGCAAAAUAUUCUUGGUUUGCAAGAGGCUGUUCAGUGAUGAGAUCAUGGAAUAUGCACUGGGCGCAGUGCCCGAUACCCAUGAGGAGUCAUUCCAUGCUGCCUUCCUUCUGAGACCAGCUUUGCAAGAAACGGGAGAGGGUUUGGCCUCUUCAGGGUGGUCAUUUGUAAGAUCCCUUUAUUUUAGUAUAGUAAUCUCGCGUGUCUGGAAGACAUUUCAUUGAUAUCCCACACAGUUGAGGCUCCAGUCAAUUAGAUGUUGGAGCUAAGUAGUUCUAACAAGUUCCAUGUCUCUUCCUCUUAGGUGUUACCAGCCGAUGGCACACCAAAAAACUGCCCCGUAAGACUCACAGGGGUCUGCGUAAAGUGGCUUGUAUUGGUGCCUGGCAUCCUGCUCGUGUGGCCUUCUCUGUGGCUCGAGCUGGUCAGAAGGGGUACCAUCACCGCACAGAAAUCAAUAAGAAGGUAUGGAUGCGCUUUGCAGCAUUAUUAUUAUUAUUAUUAUUUAUUAUUAUUAUUAUUUUAUUAUAUUUUAUUUUUUAUUAUUAUUUUAAUGGUUCCAUUCCAGUUGAAGCCUGAACAUGUUCUGUGUUCAUAAAAUGUUACUGCAGAACGGCAGGUGGGUAGAAAGAGAAUGUGGUGUUAUUAGAGGUUGGUUUACUUAGCUGGAUUUGAGCCCACGACUGAAAAAGUUCUGUGCCAAGCUCUUCUACAACAGUGUCCGCUUCACUUACCACUUGCCCUACAACACUGCAGGUUGUAUAAGAAUGCAGCAUUUCAGUAAAGAGCAACCCAUUCUGCUAAAAUUCUAUAUGGAAAUCUUGUCCUAGUUGAGCAGUUGGGACAAUAUAGUUCCAUACCAGUAAUGUCACUUGCUGGCCAAUCGCUACCUCCCCCUCAACUGUAAAUAUGUGAGUGCAUUCUUAAAACGGUUAUGAGUCAUUGCAAGUUCUAAAAAUAGUCACUGCAGUUGAUUACAAGCAUUGUAAUGGUACAACUUGCUUAUAAAUACAACUUUCCAAAGUGAAACAUUCCAAAGCUUAACAUGUGUAGGAGAUAGCAGUGUACCAGCUAACACAAAAAUUGCAACUUCCUUGGGAAUUAAAGGUUUUUUAAAGAGUUAUGUCCUUAUUGGUGGGCCACAAAUCUUUGUGUGGGUUUUGAGCUAGGGUUUUUUCGUGAUCACCACCAAUCACUCUUGACAUGCUUGAGUGACAAGGUCUUUUUACAUUUGUUUAGGGUUAAUUAAGGCAAGAAACAUUGGAAACUACAGCUGCUCAGAAUCUUGCCUUCUCAAAACCUAUAAUGGGAAAUUAGACCUCCAUAGUAGGGAUCUGUGAGUUGCCAGGUGUCACCAGAUUCAUAAACUCUGGUGUUAGUUUUUGUGUGUUUCAUUGUUGAAAAGUAUUCAUUUCUUCCUUCCCUUUUUUUGUUUAUCACAUAGAUCUACAAGAUUGGCCAAGGAUACCAAAUCAAGGAUGGCAAGCUGAUCAAAAACAAUGCUUCAACAGAGUAUGAUCAGUCUGACAAGAGCAUUAAUCCUCUGGUGAGUGGCUUUCAAAUUUAAAUGUGGGGGUCUGGGUAGAACAUCAUUGGGUGGAAGCCUGUGUGUCCCUCAAAGAUUUGCCACUGUUGCAUUUUGGAGGGAUAGAGUAACCUUCAGUGCUCUUAGUUUUAAGUUGUCCUCUUAACAGUUCCUAAAGGUGCCAUUCACUUCAACAUAAACCAUCUCCCCCACCUUUUACCCCUUCAGUGAUUGUCUGCCAUGAGUUCUGCCCUUCUGCUUUGGCUGGACAUUAAAAUCUCUGGCCUCUGAAUCCCAUUGGGGGUGAGGGGAAAUUGCAGAAUUCAGAAUAUUGGUGGUAUGUAGUACUAAAUAAUUGCCGUACGCAUUUAUUUGCUCUUCUCACACAGGGCGGAUUUGUCCAUUAUGGUGAAGUGACCAAUGAUUUUAUCAUGUUGAAAGGCUGUGUUGUUGGGACCAAGAAGAGAGUUCUCACUCUGCGCAAGGUGAGCAGUGGAAGGGUGGUGACUGAUCUCUUUGAAGUUCCUUUGCUAGAUGAGGUGCUAUAGCUGUUUGUUUAAAUAUUGUAAGCUCUCCAAUAAUGUCAGGGUGCUAGAAGGCUAGCAUUUUCUGUACCAGAUUGUGACACUAAAAACAGCAAGUGGAGGCAUGCACACUGCUUCCAAUAGAUCAGCUUCUCCAAGAAGUGUGAGAGGGCUUUUAUUGCUCUUUGGCCUCUUUACAUUCUUAGGACAGCAUACAGCAACCAGGCUUUCCAGCAGGGACAAUCCUCAGGUUGUUGGCUGCUGACCUCUGUUUAUAUAGUUAGGCCAUAAUCAUGUAUUGGCAAAUCAGGCCUAAAUUCUUCUUGAAUGGCACAUUAUGCACUGUGGUUGAAUGCAGGCCUGAGAUCUAAAGUUAAUAUUGUUCUUCAAGCCACAUGCCAGGCGGGUGGGGGGCGUUAGAAUUUGCAGUACAAUGUAGUAGUGAAGCUUGAAGAGCUGUAGAAAAAUGUUUCUGAAGUACUGGCUUUCCAUCGCUUAACCUUUUCCAUUUGAGAUUUUGCAGUUGCCUGCCAGUCGGCCUUACUCUAUGUCCUUUUCCCCCUAGUCCUUGCUUGUGCAGACCAAGCGUCGGGCCCUGGAGAAGAUUGACUUGAAAUUUAUUGACACCACUUCCAAAUUUGGUCAUGGCCGCUUCCAGACAGCUGAGGAGAAGAAGGUUUUCAUGGUAAGAGCACUUCCUCUCUAGUGUCCAGUAUAUAAGCUACUUGCUGCAUCUGCUCUUAGGAAAAUGGUGUUUUGAAUUGAUCUUUUAAUGCCUAUGUAAUUGAACAGUGGGCAGCACCGAAAUUUGUUCUAAGGUGUGUGAAAAGACUUACUAAUGGUUCAGGAUUAGGAUCAGCUCUUGCAUGUGUAAAUAGAUUAAAUGGUAUUGGCAUAGUCUCAAUUCAGCCCUAGUACAUUCAAAUUCAAUUGGGGGACCUUUGUGUGCAUUUACCUACUCCAAAUUUGCAGUUAAGGCACAACAGUAGUUGCUCACAUAAGAAUCUUGCUGACCACACUUUGUCUAGCAUUUUUGGGAAUCUCCAGAACCAGCAAGCAUUAAGUGGUCCCUCAGGAAUGUAACCAGUAGUCCACUAGUGAACUGCUAUAUGCUGUGGCCAGUUGGUGGCAGCAGACUUUUAACAAUUGUGUUGUGUUCCAUAGUCUAUUGGCUUCUGUCUCUUUUUUAAAAAAAUCCACCUGUUAAUGUUAAAUGGUUUGGGAUGUGUCUUGAGAUUAUGGAUCUCCUGUUGUUUAGACUGACACAUUUCUAUUUUCUUUGCAGGGACCACUCAAGAAAGAUCGCAUUGCCAAAGAAGAGACUGCUUAAUUUCUGGAUUCUGGCUUGUAGUCUUAUAAUAAAGCUACAAAUAUCAAAUACAU
Podarcis lilfordi (Lilford's wall lizard) is the source of this 10748-nucleotide messenger RNA. The record is from the annotation of a GenBank genome assembly. Lineage: Eukaryota; Metazoa; Chordata; Lepidosauria; Squamata; Lacertidae.